AUGGCACUUCAAAGACUACGAAAAUUCUUCUCAAGAAAACCAGAACCCCCCUUCCAUAUUGUAUCCGAUCUCCAUCUAGAAGUCGACCAGCAAUACGCCUCUUUCGAGUUCCCAGUUUGCGCACACUACCUUAUCCUUGCUGGGGAUGUCGGGCGCUUGGCGGAUUAUGACGCGUACCUAUAUUUCCUACAAAAGCAGGUUGAGCGAUUCGGAACCAUGUUCCUCGUAUUAGGGAAUCAUGAAUUCUACAAGGAGUCUUUUGAGUCAGGAAUUGAAAAGGCUAGACGGCUUGAAAAGGAGCCUUGUUUAAACAGUCAACUUAUCUUGCUUCACCAAACACGCUAUGAUAUUCCGGAUUCUAAUGUCAUUAUCCUCGGCUGCACGCUUUGGUCCAGGGUUCCGGGGAGGUCCAGCGACGAUAUCCGGCAGAAGAUUCAGGAUUUCCACCAGAUAAAAGACUGGUCAAUCGAUGAUUACAACGCAGCUCAUGAUGCGGAUUCCGAAUGGUUAAUUCGGGAGCUCGAAGCAAUACAAGAGGAAAACCAAAGAGCAGGCAAGGACCAGAAACGAUCCGUCCUGGUCGUGACGCAUCACGCGCCUUUGACCCAGUUGAUGCCCAGUCCACGGAAUGAGAAUAGCCCCUUGUUGCCCGUGUUUGCGACUGACAUCCUUUCAGAUAUCCCGAAGUUGGAUGGUGUGAAGGCCUGGGUAUUUGGACACACACACUAUUCAACGGAAUUCAAAUACCGGGGGGGCACUUAUUCAGGGCUUCAAUGGCCCGUGCGAAUCCAAUCUCUUUCCGCCGACCUUUACCGGAAUAAAGGGCCUCUCAUCCACCUUACAAUGUUGAACUUACGAGUAUCAACCGCGACUUUUCGCACGAGUUUGCUCAUUGCUUCGAAAAGGAAUUGUUUCUCUAGAUAUAGAGGGCUACUGACAUUGGCUAUUGAAACUUCUUGUGAUGAUACCUCGGUAGCGAUUGUCGAAAAGAACCCGAAUAACAUCCCCGGCGCCGCGAAAGUACACUUCCUCGAAAAUGUAACCGCCGAUUCACGAGAAUACCGUGGCAUCCACCCGAUCCUAGCACUAGAAUCGCACCAAGAGAACCUCGCAAAGCUCGUUGGAAAAGCGCUCUUGCAUCUACCAGAGGCAGAAAAUAAAAAUGGAAAUACUGUAAGUGAUAUAUCACGACAAAUAGUCUUGGCCGAUGGAUCAAGUCCACGCCGGAAGCCGGAUUUCAUAUCCGCCACCAGAGGGCCGGGGAUGCGCUCGAAUCUGUCCACCGGCUUGGAUACGGGAAAGGCGCUUUCGGUUGCAUGGCAGAUACCGUUUGUUGGGGUACAUCAUAUGCAAGCGCAUCUCUUGACGCCGCGACUUGUUUCAUCUCUGAACCGGGGUCAGACCGGCUCCGCCACUACUACGACUACUGAGACCACGCCAGAAUUCCCAUUCCUCUCCAUUCUCGUUUCCGGUGGUCAUUCGAUAUUGGUGAAAUCGAAAUCUAUUACGGAACACGAGGUUAUGGCUUCCAGCACAGACAUUGCCAUUGGGGAGUCUCUUGACAAAGCGGCCCGAGACAUCCUUCCCAGCUCCCUGCUUCAAAAUGCAAAGACUACAAUGUAUGGGAAAGCAUUGGAGCAAUUUGCGUUCCCGAAUGGUGCCUCAGAUUACGCCGAUUACCGACCACCGAUGACCCGAGGCGAGGAGGUAAUCAAACGUGAAAGUCCAUGGAGUUGGAGUAUCACUACGCCAUUCGCCAACACGCGGCAUCUGCAGUUUAGCUUCUCAUCUAUCGCGAGCGCGGUUGGUAAGCUCGUAUCUCUGAAAGAGAAGACUGGACAGGCUAUGGCCAAUGAUGAACGGAUCGCAUUGGCUCGGGAAGCGAUGCGCGUCUGCUUCGAGCAUCUCGCCUCACGAACCAUUAUCGCCCUCGAGGCUCUCAAACCAAAAACGGGAAAUUCCAACGAAGAAAUCAAAACGCUAGUCGUGAGCGGCGGAGUCGCCGCAAACAAGUUCCUGAUGAAGGUCCUUCGUUCAAUCCUCGAUGUUCGCGGUUUCGAACAUGUUAAGAUCCUCGCUCCCCCACCUUAUCUGUGCACAGACAAUGCGGCGAUGAUCGGGUGGGCUGGGAUUGAGAUUUUCGAGGCGGGAUGGUGCUCUGAUCUUAGUGUUCGCGCAUUGAGAAAGUGGACUCUUGAUCCACGUGCUGAUGAUGGUGGAGUCCUGGGCCCGAGUGGGUGGAGGAAGUGUUGA
Messenger RNA from Aspergillus chevalieri, 2253 nucleotides. Its product is annotated as N(6)-L-threonylcarbamoyladenine synthase family protein. The coding region runs from base 1 to 2253 and encodes 750 amino acids. Lineage: Eukaryota; Fungi; Ascomycota; Eurotiomycetes; Eurotiales; Aspergillaceae. The record is from RefSeq and is a predicted model, not a curated record. Gene Ontology annotation, molecular function: hydrolase activity. The transcript is spliced from 3 exons. Gene Ontology annotation, biological process: mitochondrial tRNA threonylcarbamoyladenosine modification. Gene Ontology annotation, cellular component: mitochondrion.